UACUGAUGACUUUCUGUUCAGAGUCCGUCAGGUUGGUAGGAGGAGACAGUCGCUGUGCAGGAACACUGGAGCUGAAACAUCAGGGAGACUGGAGACCAGUGGGUGACUAUUACUGUACCCUGAAGGCAGCAGCUGCUGCCUGCAGAGAGUUGGACUGUGGCUCUGCUGUUUCUGUAGAACAGAGAGAGGAGUCCUCAUCCAGAUCUGUGUGGGACAUCUGGUCUGACUGUGUUCAGUCUGGAUCUGUUCUGAGGGAGUGUGCAAAACCAGGUUCCUCUGACUACAUCCUGGAUCUCACCUGCUCAGACUCUGUCAGGCUGGUGAAUGGGACUAGUCUGUGCUCAGGCAGACUGGAGGUGAAGUCUCACCAUUCUAACCAGUCGUGGUCCUCAGUGUGUGAAGCUGACUUUGACCAGCAGGAUGCAGAGGUGGUCUGUAGGGAGCUCGGCUGUGGGGCCCUUUCAGUCCUCCAGGGGGCGCUCUAUGGAGAUGUGGAGGCUCCACUGUGGAACAAAGAGUUCCAGUGUGGAGGAACUGAGUCUUUUCUCCUGGACUGUGGUGAAGAUGUGCCGGGUGGAGGUGACUGGAGGAAGCAGAGUGUGUAUGAGAGCCACCACGGUGGUGCACCGGGUGGUGCACUGGAGACAGUCUGA
Molecule: messenger RNA, 653 nt
Organism: Sebastes umbrosus (honeycomb rockfish)
Lineage: Eukaryota; Metazoa; Chordata; Actinopteri; Perciformes; Sebastidae
Product: scavenger receptor cysteine-rich type 1 protein M130-like
Exons: 4
Coding region: 6-653 (215 amino acids)
Cellular component (GO): membrane
Source: RefSeq, a predicted model, not a curated record